Molecule: messenger RNA, 2550 nt
Organism: Mercenaria mercenaria
Lineage: Eukaryota; Metazoa; Mollusca; Bivalvia; Venerida; Veneridae
Exons: 6
Coding region: 359-1627 (422 amino acids)
Molecular function (GO): protein binding
Source: RefSeq, a predicted model, not a curated record
UUUUCGGAAAACGUUAACGGCCUCAUUAAAAUGAAAUCAGAGCUGCCUAACUGAAUAUCAGAUUUAUACAUGCUAACAGUUGCAUUUAAGUUGUGUAUAAUUUAUGAAUUAAUCUGAUCACUUGUUACUUUCGAAUGCUGCGGACGUAAUUUCACAGGAUUUACCGCCAACAGCUCUACUAUAAACUCAAAGUGUAGUGUCUUAGCAAAUAUUCACUGUACUUUUUUUAAAGUUGAAAUUAUCAGUGACGAGUAAUUAAAGAAAAUUCCAUUUAGGCCUACAUGACGUGCAAACCUUUCACUUUAAAAGAAACAUUUACUUUUGAUCUCAAAAUACAUUUGAUAUCUCAAAUGAAGAAAUGUAUACACAUUCUCGACUCACAAGUGAGAGCUCAAAUGCAACGAACGCAUCUGGAAGUACAGAACAAACGGAUUUAUCUGAUGAAACCGUUAGCGAUUGCGCCAAAACACCAAAACCACUCUCAGGUCAAGGUAUUGGACAUUUGGAUGCAGUACGUAAUGGACCCGCCAUAGACUCAGAUGUUGAGUGUCAGCGGAGAAAUGUGCAUCUUUCAGAAGAAAGCAAACAUGAUGACUAUUUCUACAUGUCAUCAGAUGUAAAAGAAGCAAGAUAUUUAUUGAGGAAUCCACAAGGACGUGCCAUAGGACUGAAAAGAGAGUCGGUGCCAUUACUUACAAGAAGUGAAAGGGAAUACGCAGUGCAGGACUUAAUUCGAAGCGAAGAUUUCAGGAAAUUCUUUGAAACUGAAUAUGCUGAUAUUGUGAAAUCUCGUAAGAAUUACAAAAGUUUAAAGAAAAUUUUCUUGACUUUGGCAGUUUUGAACAUCAUUUUGAUUACUUGUGCCGUGUCUGUCAUCUCCGUUAUGUUGAUGCCACUACGUAUUGGAAACGACCAUGUCACGUCAGACAAAAUCUCACUUGAUGCUGCUAUGGAAGAGUUUGUGGUCGGGAAACUGGAUUCCCCACGUGCAAAGGAAAUAAUACGGCAGCAUGCGUCCUGUGACGAUUGUCGUCGUAUGAACGAUAAAUUAGAAACAUACGACACAAAUAUACAGAAAGUUCGGAAAAGUAUUGAUAAACUGGAAGAUGAAGUGAUCGCGUUGCAACAAAACGGAUCCAACAUCAAGCCGGGAGGUUUCCAGAAGACGGCAGUACAUGAAAGAGUUGAAGAAAAUGGCCAGCUGAUAAACAGAAUCCUCAAUUGGAAACGCUCUUCUAUGCAAUUAGUAGGAGGCUUUAGUAGAGGUCAGGUUGUAUGGCAGAAAGAUCUAUCAAAUGGCAACAUAAUGGCAUAUAAAAACAAAGGAAUUCAUGUAAUGGGCGGUGGGACAUACUUUCUGUACACAAAGAUUAAGUUUUUGAAGAACAAUUGUACCGGAAAUGAAAUGUUUGAGUAUGAUGUUAUGAGAGAUAAAGGAAGUACCACUGCUAUUGUAUCUAACACAAAGCAGGGCUGCUCAGUCCAUGGCAGUUUUGACCAGUCAUUGUAUGUUCAGAAGUUGGUAGAGGUACCGCUAAGAGAAACAGCAACCUUUUACAUACGAUUUAAGUCUGGUUUCUUGUCCGGUGCUUUUAGGACGCAUGUGUUUGGUAUGAUUGAAAUUUAGUAGACUUGUGUGUAUUUUGGUGGAAACGUGGUCGGCAGCUUUGACUGCCAUGUAGUACACAUACACACAUUGUCUUAACCAGUAAGACUGUUUGCAGAUCUUAUUUACACAAAAUGUAAGAAUGUUAUUACGUGUAAUAAAACGUCAAAGAAUAACUCUCUAAAUAGAUUAAGCAACAAACGAACAACGCAAUCCCUGUGCAAUUCUAUAGCAGGAUUGGUAUGGAUAUAUGUACAUGAUAGACAUAAAGGAUACACAAAGUAAAACAGGCGACGAGGAAGAAAUGAACAAAAAAGGGAACUCAGUGGUACUCCGCCUGUGCGUAAUUGGGGAGUUUAAACGGAUGAUGAUGCUUCGAACGUCACUUUUAUGCUCAAAAUGUCUCAAAGUUACAUACAAUAAAUAACAAUACAGUUACGCCAUUGUAAACACAAGACAUGGUAUGUAGAACGCAAAAAUGCACUUUACGUGAAACAAAUAAAAAGAAAACCCAUACGAACCAUAUACGUACCCAUUGGUCAGUGCAUAUGUCUAUUAAAACUAAAUAGGUAUUAUACAAAUAAAUAUGGUGUGUCCAUAUUCCGAUGUGUUAACCUAUAUUAUGGAUAUGUUAACCUCUAAUUAUCUCAUGGAUAUACAUAUAAUUAAUUUAUGUCGUCUAUGCUAUUCUAGAAAUACCUAUUUCAUUACUGUACAAUCUGUAAGAAUAGUGUAUAAGGGUGCUAUGCAUAUACAAUGUAGAAAUGGCAAUUGUUGUGUAUGAUUUGUUGUUAUCAUUCUGUUAUCUGAUUGUUUUUAUUUUUAUCAACGAUGAAAUCAAUCGUUAUGUUUUACAAAUUGUGUUCACUUUAUGAUCUAUGCUUGUUGGUCAAUGUCACUUUUGAAAUUUAAGUAAAAAUAAAUUUUGUUUCUUAGCUCCUAAA